AUGAUUGUGUUUGAACGACGGGAUAAUGCCCACACGGGCAUUUCAUUUGCAAAAAAAGAACUUUUCAUGCUUCGUUUCAUCAUCUGCAUGAAAUUUUCAAAGCAGAUUCAAACAAAGUUUAAGUUUCAUGAAGCUCUAUCAAAUAUUCAAAGACUGUAAAAAGUUUAACGCUAACCGGUAGCGGUAUAAAGCGUAGUUUCGUCUCAAUAGGGGUUCAGUUGCCUCAUAGGAAGUUGCGCAAAGCGCAAGAAACAAUAACACAAUCUUCAAAAGUGCACGAUGGUGAUCAGGGACAGUGACUUCGAUGAUUCGCUGAGUUAUGCGUUGCUCCGCGAGGACAUGGGUACAGUUUGGGAUACAAGCCGAGAUGAGCGAAUGAUUGGAGGAACUAUGAAUCCGGAGCUAGUUCAUCGGGCUAAGGAACGCGCCAUACGGGCUCAACUUAAUUCUGCGGACGGAGAUACCUGUGAAAUACAUGAUCAAUUCUACCGGGAUCACAAACUGCUGCUGGUCCUAUUCCGAGCCCUAGCAGUCAUGCCGAUUCUUCGCAGCUCCCCCGGGAAAAUUACCUUCGAUUGGAAGUCUUGGGCUUCGAUUUACGCGUACUGUUUCUACACGUUCAGCACUAUGAUUGUGCUAGUGAUUGGUUACGAACGCGUGCAGAUCUUACAGCAAACCAAAAAGUUUGAUGAAUACAUCUAUGGAGUGUUGUUCUUGAUUUUUCUGGUCCCCCACUUUUGGACGCCUUUCGUCGGAUGGGGAGUAGCAAAGCACGUGGCUGUCUACAAAAGUAUGUGGGGCGCAUUCCAAGUUCGCUACUACCGGGUAACCGGAACAAAUCUACAGUUUCCUCAUUUGAAAAUCCUGAUCGUAAUUUUCUCCGUCGGAUGCUUGGUUUGCGCCAUUGUUUUUCUGCUUUCCCUGAGUUUUUUGCUGGAAGGCUUCACCCUAUGGCACACUACGGCUUACUAUCACAUCAUAACUACGCUGAACAUGAACAGUGCCUUAUGGUACAUCAACAGUCGAGGAAUUCGAGUAGCCUCGUCCAGUUUGUCGGAGCGAUUCCGCAGAGAUGUAGCCAUCGAGUGCACAGCCGCCAUGAUAUCCCAGUACCGCUUCCUCUGGCUCAACCUUAGCGAACUCCUGCAAUCACUGGGAAACGCCUACGCUAGGACCUACUCUUCGUACUGUCUUUUCAUGUUUCUCAACAUUACUAUCGCCAUCUACGGGGCCCUUUCGGAAGUCAUCGACCAUGGGUUUGGAUUUUCGUUCAAGGAAGUAGGACUGAUCGUCGAUACGAUCUACUGCUCUACCUUGCUGUUUAUCUUUUGCGAUUGCUCUCACAACGCAACCUUGCAGGUCGCCCAAGGUGUCCAGGAUACGCUUCUCGGGAUCAACCUGCUGAAAGUGGAUCAGCCCACCCAGAAGGAAAUCGACAUUUUUAUCUUGGCGAUCAAGAUGAAUCCGGCCAUCGUGAGUUUGAAAGGAUACGCCGAAGUUAAUCGGGAACUUCUCACUGCGAGCAUUGCAACGAUCGCCAUCUAUCUGGUGGUGCUACUUCAGUUCAAAUUAUCACUCGUUUCCCAACAAAUGCCGCCCGAACUGCUGGAGAACGUUAAAAAUAUGUACCAGAAAAACUAGUGAAGCAGCUGUUCAAGCGCCCAUUCAUCUUUUACUUCAAACAUGUGCAGACUCUUCUCGAUUUUGGCUUGGCACACAUGCGCCAAAAUCAAAAUGUGUUUUAGUUCAACAUCACCUAAUGUUUCUUUUUACUUGAAGAAAGGAGCGGUUCAUGCAACCAAAUACCUCUCCAUGCUAAAUUGUGUUCCAAUUGCUCGAUUCGUUCUCGAUUUAUUCAAUAAUUAGGAAAAACGUUACGAACAUAUUUCGCAACCUAUUGUCUAUAUCGACAAAACGAAACUCAGUCCGCGCUGCCUUAUUUUAUGAGUCAAUUUCAUCCUACGAUAUUUGAACACAUUUUCAUAUACAGUAAAACCAAUGUCCAACUACGUUUACCUAUACUUUGUAGAUUCUUUUCCCAAGCAGACCUUUAGUGGUAUGAAUAAGGUUUAGCAAUUGCUUUGGUAGCUUUUACGAAUAAUAGAGCUAUCCAACCAGCAGCAAAAAAUAGGCAAUAGGCGCGCAUUUUAAUUUAGAUUUUUUUUUAAAUCUUAGGAUUAUAAAAAAUUAUAUAAAAAUGAGAGAUGUGUAUAAUGUUUUAAAUUAUUACAAUUUAUUUCUUACUUUGAGCCAAUUGGGACUUCUUCCACUAUAGCCGGAUUUUUUUUAAUUUGAAAUAUUUCCUAAUUGAUUUGUUUUUUGUCAUCCUAGACGAAUGAUUUUAUACGGAUUUUAUAACGACAGGAAUAUGAAAAAAGUUGGGUUAUCACUUCGACUUUUCUUUAUCCAUGUUGAAAAUACCUUUUUGAAUUGUUUUGAAGUGAAAUAUUGCUAAUUUGAUAAGUUCAUGACGUUAUUGAAGAUUUUUUUAUUGGAAAAGUCUGCUACCGAGCAUGCUUAGAAAAUAAAGCAAUUGCUAUGAGAUUUGUCGAGCAAUUGCUUCAGAUUUGAGCUUUUUUCAUACCAAUCUAGCUUGUUCUAAAAGUAAAAGCUCCUGACUGAGAAAACAGCUGUCAAAAAAACUUUAUUCAUAACAACCGAAGCAAUUGCUUUAAGCGACUGCUCGACUGCUCGAUUCAGUUUAGCAAAAGCAAUUACUAAGUUUUCUUCAUACCACCCCUUAUGUCUAAAUCUAAAGCAAACAGUAGCCAAAAGGAGCUAUCGAUGCCAAAUUUUUCCCGAUGCAAAAAUUAGGUUUCAGUAAAGUAUCAAUAUACUGAAAUUCGAUGACAAACCAAUACCCAAUACCAAAGUAAAGCAUCAAUAAAAAGCUAAAUGAUAGCACGAUAAGUUGUUGAUUUUACAACAACAGCUGACUAAGGCGUCAUUAAGCUUUAGGAUUUACUUUCAAAAAUUAGAAAAGUUUGAUCAAAAUAAUAGUGUUUGAAUUUUAAUUGAACUAAAAACAAAUAACAAAAUCAGUCUGCACUGAACGAAAUCGGACUAUAAAGAAUAUCGGAAAUUCCGAUGCUUUUGCACUACUAGAAAAUCCAAUACUUUUUAUCAGUACUAGAAAGAAUUUAUUCUAUUGAAAUGGUUGAAGGAUUGAUUUCAUUGGAAAUUCCGAUGAAUGCAGUAGUGUGGAAAGUUGAUAUGAUUUAAUAUUUUCACAGAUGAAAUGAAACGGUAUCGUGGGAUCCAAUGAAACUUACUAAUGUUUAUUUUGCUAAAAAAUUGUUUUGCUUUAUUUUACUUACUUUCCUUAAAUAUAGUUCUUUUAAUUAAUUUAUAUACCGCAUCCUCCAUAUCAUGCACUUUUGGAUGUUCUCCGUACUUACAAUACACCUGGUGUUUCUUCCUGUGUUGUAUUGCUCAUUGCCGUGUGGUGGUAUCCAUAAAAUAUGGUUAAUGGACUUUUUUCUGGAAUGUAUUUUAACACUAUUACUUUUCCUUCAAAAUAAUUAAACUAUUUAAACUUACCGACAAAAUAUGUACAUCCUGCCGUAUUGGGACGACAAAAAAGUCCUCUCAUCAUCAAGCUGGAUGUUUUGAUUGACCCACACGAAGCUGCGAAUAAAGUUUUCCCCUCACAUAGAUCGUCUUCUUCUUGAGCUGGAGAAAAAAUUUUAUCGAGCGAAAUUAAAUAAAAUAAAUCCUGCUAUUUCCGCAUUUAUUCAUUCUGGAAUAAAAAUAAUCACAUUAUUACAUUGCAUUGCAGAUCAAAAUAAACUACUUACCAGUAUUUUGGAUUGAGCUUUGAAAAUGAACAAUGAUUAAUUUACGAACGAAUAAUCAUCCUUUUCAGAAUCGAUAUUAUUUAAAUCUAGAGUUUGUUUUGAUUAGGUCGUAUGAACCACUUGACUCGUUUUGAGAAAAUCCCUGUUGAAGUUUUUGAAUCGCAUUUUAAAUCUCGUUUUGUGAAUACUGCUCAAAUUCGUUUGGAAAUUUAAAAGUCAAAGUUAAAAUCGCAGUAGAACAUUCAGAUGUACUCGAAAAGAGUGUCAGUUCAGUGCUUACAUGUAAAGUUGUACUUACGUCCUUUUGUAAUUCUGGUUGGGCACCAACGACAUUUUGCCAAUCGACAAUUUCCAUCCCCAAAACAGAUUCCAUUUGCCUAAUACUUUGCUAGGUAACUCUAAGUUGAUUGGAGGAGCAUUAGAAACCAUAAUCCAAUUCAUUAAGGCACGAAAGUUUCCGCCCAACGACAUCCAAAAUUGUUGCUUGAUAGAAUCGUCUGCUUGAGGAUAAAUUGCAGGCCCUUUCCUGGGACACCGAUGACCAUUCGAAGAAUGCGUAAGUUAUCCAUUGAUUCAAUUUGCUUUGGUUGUAUCUGGAAUAGAAACCGAAUACUGUCUUUUUGCACAGUCAAAAGUAAAGUUUUGUAUGCUCAUCCAACUAUAAAUUAAGCCAUCCUUUCCGAUAAGACACGACUGAAAUCACUCCUACUGGCAGUUUGGUUCGAUUUUUUGUAUUUCACCAUUAAUUUCCAUCAAUUGCCAUGCACUUUUCGCGACAAUGCAUAAACGAC
This is a messenger RNA of Uranotaenia lowii, 4588 nucleotides long. RefSeq names its product gustatory and odorant receptor 22-like. Gene Ontology annotation, biological process: sensory perception of taste. Bases 280 to 1641 code for a protein of 453 amino acids. Gene Ontology annotation, cellular component: membrane; axon; dendrite. NCBI's taxonomy places the organism in Eukaryota, Metazoa, Arthropoda, Insecta, Diptera, Culicidae. The transcript is spliced from 3 exons. The record is from RefSeq and is a predicted model, not a curated record.